GUUCCUUAGUAUGAAGACUUGCUUCUUAGCAUAGGCUGCAGCUGUUUGUAUGACACGUGUGUUUCCUUCAUUCACUGUCAUUUGCCCUACCACCUGCCAGGCUGUCAGGCCUACCAAAUCCAUUUUCCGCCUAGCGUUCCUGUUCGGAUGCUUGGCGUUUGUAUAUAAGGGCCGAUCUCUUGCACUUGCUGUUCCCCGAGCGCCUGCUCAUCGACGCGUCCCCGUUCGAUUCAUUCUAAUCCAACGUUUCUGCAGGAAAAUCGCACAUGCACAACCCUCAUUUCCCUUCUAGCCAAGGCCGCUGUUUCGUUUUCAAUAAAUCAACUUCAAAUUCAAAAUGGGUAGUUCUUUUAUCCCGUCCAUCUUGCGCCCGGACUUCACUUGGCCGCGGCCGAUGCCAUAUACGAUUUCUCAGAGGACUCCUCCAGUGCCCCGGAUGCCAAGCAAAACCUCUCGAAUAGCCUGGGGCUACCUUCACAAGGCCCUCUAUUAUCUAUCUCAAUGGUAUUGCUCUUGGUUUGGCAUUGCGUUCGAUGUCAAUAUCUUGCAGUUACCCUUCGGGCUCGUUAUCAAAUGGACAGACCGAACAAGUGUGGAGGAAGCCGCUGCGAUGCAUAUGGCAAGAGCCGCUGGUAUGCCCGUCCCCAGAGUACUAAGCUGCGGGGAGCAUCUGAAUGCCCAUUAUAACCGGAAAUUCUCAAUCCUAAUGACGAGGUUGCCCGGUGUGUCUCUCGCAAACUCAAGGUUUCCGUUGGAAGUGGAUGACGAGGGUCCUUGGCUGCAUGAAUUGAAAACUUGUGUCCAGUCUAUGCGUUCGUGGCGCCCACCUCAUCCAAGUUAUAUCCAUUCUCCCAUAGGCACCGCUAUACGAAGCUCACGGGUUCCUGGUCAUAUCAUGGGCCCUUUUACCAGUGAGAGCGAAUUCUAUAACUUUCUCAUUAGCCCUGCUUCCAGUCACGGAUUUAGUUCACUUGAGGAAUAUGAGCAAGCCUUGUCAUGUGCGAAGAAGCUAGAACAACGUCCACACCGAAUUAUGUUCACCCAUGGGGAUUUCAAAGCACAUAACAUUCUUGUUGAUGAUGAUGGGCAUUUAUCCGGCUUCCUCGAUUGGGAAUCCGCGGGCUGGUGUCCGGAAUACUGGGAGUUUACCACGGCAAUGCGUUUUGGACGGGGUAGCUGGUGGUUCCAAGUCGCUGCUUGGAUGGGAGGGGAUCAAUACCUUGAGGAACUAGCCUCCGAUGUUGCUUUGAACCUGUUGACCGUUGAUUCCUAUAUAGCCUUCUAGCUAGAUUGACUAAGGUACAAGAUUACCUAAUGAAACAGUGUACAUCUCGAAUACACCUUGCUUCCAA
Aspergillus ibericus CBS 121593 is the source of this 1352-nucleotide messenger RNA. RefSeq lists its product as uncharacterized. The record is from RefSeq and is a predicted model, not a curated record. Bases 338 to 1285 code for a protein of 315 amino acids. NCBI's taxonomy places the organism in Eukaryota, Fungi, Ascomycota, Eurotiomycetes, Eurotiales, Aspergillaceae. The transcript has a single exon.